AUGAUAUAUAACCAUAAUGAUCUAUUUUUAAUAAUAUUUAAUAAUAUUUAUUUAAAAAAAAAAAUAUUAUAUUUUUUAAAAUUGUAUAAUAUUUUUUAUGCAACAAGAAGAUUUUUAUGUUUAAAGAGUCUAAAAGAUCAUCAAUAUAAAGAGUAUUUAAAUCAAGUGGAUUUAGAUUUUAAAAAUAGUAAUUUUAUAACAAGGGAUCAUGAUAAUGAUAAUGAUAAUAAUAAUAAUGAUUUAGAUAUAAUCAAACUAAAGCAGUUACCCCCAAAUAUAGAAUCAGUAAAGAUAUUAUCAUUUAAAGAGAUAGAAUCAGUAAUACCAGAUUCAAUAAAGAUAUUAGAACUACCAUUUAAUAAUAAAAUUUUAAAAGCAAUUAAAUGUGCAAGUAAUUUACAUACAUUAAGGUUUACAAAUAGUCUAGAGGAUGUAUCUAAUGAAGAUCUAAAGGAUUGUUUGGGAUCAAUGGACACAUUAAAGGAGCUAAAGCUUAUGAAAUCGAGUGGUCUGGUAAUUUCGAAAGAAAUGUUACCCAAAAAUCUAAAGAAACUUUUUAUUACAGAUGAUGGAAAUACCAGUUUAUUGGCAUCUCCAGAUUCUUCAUUACCAGAAUCCCUAUUAGAGCUUUUUUACAGCUGUUAUUACCCAUCAAAGUUUAAAAUCAACUCUAAUGUUUUGCCAAAUGGUCUGCUAAAAUUAAACAUUCAAAGUAUAUAUAGUUUAAAUGUGCCUAAUGAUAUCAAAUUUCCCGAAUCGUUAACCAGUCUUUCAAUUAAAGUUAAAGAGUUAUCAUUUCGACUACCAUCAACUUUAAAACAUCUUCAUAUUUCAAUUGAAUGUGGUGUCGAAACUAUGAAAAACACCAACGAAGCACCCAUACUGCCACAGCAAUUAGAUUCAUUGGAAAUUCAGUGUAAUAGUAUAAUAGAUUCAGACGGUUGCUCAAUUCUUCCCAAUAGUUUAAAGACAUUAACCUUCUUAAAUAUUGACACAUGCGUAUAUGGUGGAUUUAAUAAAAGACUACUACCAGGCCAUUUACCUCCAGCAUUAACUUCAUUAACAUUUCCAAAUGGGUCAUUUCAGAACGAUGGUCACCAUUUAGGGGAGAAUAUACUUCCAGAAACUUUAUCUUAUAUCGAUUUUGGCUCUUUUAAUAAUACAAUAGGUGAAAACACACUCUCUCGCUCUGGGUGUUUGAAAACCGUUUUGUUUGGGUUCAUCUUCAACAAGAAAUUAUCAGAAACAUCAAUACCUCCAUCAGUGGAACUAUUGGAAAUAAGGAAUGAUAAAUAUGAACAUUUAUUAAAAUUAAAAAAUGAAAACACCUUUGUCAAGUGUUACAAUAUCAACAAAGUAAUAGAAUCAUAUGAAUCGAAUCUUGACCAAAUUCGCCAGCUAUACAUCCCAACCUCAUUCAAAAAGGACCUUUCAUCACUACCAUUAGAGAAACUGAAGCAUUUGGAUUACUUGGAGUACAAUAAAAUUCAUAAAACAGAUUAUAAUUUCAACGACUUACUAAUCUCAAAUCAAAUCAAGACGCUAGUUUUAAAUUUUGGGUACAACCAAAUAAUAAAUUUAGAACAUUUUCAAAAUUUAGAAACCAUAACAAUUAACUUUGGUUUACCUAAAAUAACAACUUCUAUAAAUAAUAACAAAGAAUACAACUUUUAUAAAUUAAAAACAAUUAACUGUGAAUUGGGUGACACCAAAUUUAUUGAUUCUUGCGACCCAAUAUUUUUCCAAUUUAUUAAAUUAAUAAAUAAACUAUAAAGACGAUUUUAAUAU
This is a messenger RNA of Dictyostelium purpureum, 1788 nucleotides long. RefSeq lists its product as uncharacterized. The transcript has a single exon. Bases 1 to 1773 code for a protein of 590 amino acids. The record is from RefSeq and is a predicted model, not a curated record. NCBI's taxonomy places the organism in Eukaryota, Evosea, Eumycetozoa, Dictyosteliales, Dictyosteliaceae.